Messenger RNA from Huiozyma naganishii CBS 8797, 2271 nucleotides. RefSeq names its product cullin CUL3 (gene CUL3). Gene Ontology annotation, cellular component: Cul3-RING ubiquitin ligase complex. Lineage: Eukaryota; Fungi; Ascomycota; Saccharomycetes; Saccharomycetales; Saccharomycetaceae. The record is from RefSeq and is a predicted model, not a curated record. Gene Ontology annotation, molecular function: ubiquitin protein ligase binding. Gene Ontology annotation, biological process: ubiquitin-dependent protein catabolic process; protein ubiquitination. The coding region runs from base 1 to 2271 and encodes 756 amino acids. The transcript has a single exon.
AUGGCACUGUCGAAGAGGAUUAAAAUUACCGUGCCGCAGGUGCUGGCAAACUCUAACGGCAAAUUUAGUGACAGCUGGCUUGUUUUGAAGGAAGGCCUCGAUAAAAUUUAUACUGACUGUAUUGAGGACGUCUCGUACCAGGACCUGUACAAGUUGGUGUACUCUCUUGUCAUCAAUGAAAAUGGAGAACUACUUUAUAAGCACUUAAAGGAGUACCUCGUUGAAAGGUUGACGUCAAGCAUGGUCGAAACGCUGAUGCCUGAAAUCCCACCAAAUCAAGAGGAAGGAUUAGAGCAAACUUGGACGUUCCUAAUCAAGUUUGAUCAGUUUUUUGAGAGGGAGGCGAAACGUUUUAAACUUGUUGCAGAUGUGAUGAUAUACUUUGAUAAAGUGUACUGUAAUGCACAGAGAAUACCGGAGGUCUUUGAUCUGGGUCUAAACGCUUUUAGAGACACCGUGGUAUUCCCUUUAAAGGAUAAUUUGAAUGAAAGUAUUAUCAAAGUCAUUAAUAAUGCCCGGGAUGAGGGUCAAAUAAAACGGUCUUUUGUACUUGAGGCAGUUCAGAUUAGUGUUCUGAAGAGUUUAUUCCAUAUGAUGGAAACUAUCUCAGCUGAGAAAAAUGAUGACCCCAACCACUUUUACACUGGCAUUUUUGAACCUUUAUUAAUCGAAAGGAGUAGCGAAUACUAUAGAAAUAAUGUUGACUGGACAGAUUAUACCGCUUUACAAACGUUUGAGAAAAUGGGGGCGAUGAUUAAGUUUGAAAAAGCUUUCAUGGAGGGACUGAUAAAUCCAGACUCUUCCCACAAGCUCAUCGAUAUCCUUACGAAUACCUUUGUAAGUGGUAAACUUAAAGACAUUUUGGGAGAACUAAUUAACGAGGUGAUGACCUCGAAGGAUCGUACACUAUUACAAAGAUUGUCUUCGAUAUCAGAAGAUGAAGAAUAUCGCCGUGACCUUGUUGAGGGGGUCAAGGACUAUAUUUCAAGAGACUUCUACAGUAUAAAGCUUGAUGAAGUUACAAGGAAGAAAGCCAUAGCUGCUGCCAAGUGGGUAUCUGAUUUAGUUGAAAAAUUCGAGCAAUAUUCGAGCUUCUUAAAAGGUGCGGCUUUCGCUGAGAGUAUUCCGUCAAACACUGCCAAUGAGGGCCAUAGCAGCUCAAUAGCAAGUGUAUUAGGUGAUGCGACAUCUAACUUUUUUGCAGACGAUCCGAUGCAAUCAGCGCAAUUUGUGUCUCUCUAUUUUGAUGUUCAGUUGAAGGCGUCUAAGCCAUCAAAAGCAGAAUUAGGAAAUGUGGUCAUGCUGUUGAAAUUUCUCAGUGAAAAGGAUGAGUUUGUGAAUGUUUAUAAACAGCAAUUGUCCAGAAGACUACUGCACCAGAGAACAACCAUCGAUAUGGAAAGGUACAUGAUUAAUCGCAUUAAAGACGAGAUGGGAUCGUUCUUUACAUUAAAGUUGGAAAGUAUGCUAAGAGACGUAACAACAUCUAGCGAGUUGCUUAAGUCGCUACCUGAGCAUGAAAAACAAUUUGAAUUUAUUCCACAGGUCUUAACUAUGACAGCAUGGCCAUUUCAGAACUUGAACGAUUUCGAUGCGGACUUAAUUUUACCAAGAGAGUUGCAAAAAGUAAAGGAAAACUUGGAGGUUGCAUAUAACAAAAAGUAUAACCAAAGGGUGCUGAAUUGGGCACAUAAACUCGGACUUAUAGAGAUAAGUUACCGAUUCGAAAAAAGUAGUCAUGAUUUGGCAAUGUCCUUUUAUGCAGGUCUUAUCUUUUUGGCGUUUGAAGAGCAAGACGAGCUAACUACCGAGAAAUUACAACAACUGACAAAUUUACCAGAGCAGGAACUAGUCAAGCAACUGGUCACACUGGCUGUUGCACCACGAUACAGAAUCUUAUUGAAGGAACCGAAUACUAAGACAAUCCGAAUGACAGACACAUUUCGCGUAAAUGAAAGAUAUACCGCUGCAACAAAAUCGGUACGGAUACAAACUGUAAUCUCCCCUAAUACGAUAUCGAAUGCAGUACAAGAUAAGAACUCCCAGUUGGACAAGGAACGUACUAUUGUUACGAAUGCUGCCAUAGUCAGGAUCUUAAAACCCUCUCGGCAAAUGAUCUUUGACGAUUUGUUUGACCAAGCGAAAAAACUAGUAGAGCAACGCUUCACAUUAACGAAACAGACAUUCAAACGUUCCAUUGACCAUCUUAUAGACAAGGAAUAUGUUCAACGAGACCCUAAUGACCACGAAGUCUACCACUACAUAACGUGA